AAGGAACUAAGUGGUGGUUUUUAACAAUUUUGCGCUUGGUGUUUGAGUUCACGCACAAAUCUUUGGUUUUCUGCAAUUCCUGUUUUAGUGAAUUCCAAUUGAAAGGGUAGAAUUAAUUAUAUCUAUCAGUAAUUUCUACUUGAAAUUAGGGGAGAUGAAGUUUGUGGGUCUACAAGUGCAUUUGUGUCCAUUUUGGUGGCCUCGUUUACUUUGAACUGUCUCUUGCAGGCUUGCAACAAUGUUGCUUCUCAGAUUUGCUUAUUCUAGAAAAAUUAUUUGAUGAAUGGACAGGCUGAAUGUUUAGCUUUCUUUUGGUGUAGAUUUUUACAGGGUAGAUGUUCUGAGUCCUUUUUAUAUUUCCUCAUUAGUAUGAUGCUACUCCAGAAACGGAGCAGUUUAUUUGCUUGCUCAUAUUUGGUGUUGGUGGCCAUUUAUAUCAAAUCAAGUUUUAUGAUUUUACUAUUUUAGUUUCAUAUUUGGGGUGCAAAGAGAUUUUAUAGUUCUAGAAUACCUGUUCAGAAAUGUAAGGUUGCAAGUAUUGGAGAUAGAUUGCAGAUAAGUGCACUUUGCUUCAAAUAUCAGGGAUCAUGUCCAUUGUGCAAGUAUGGCUUAGCUCAUGUUCUGCAUAAGCUUUUUUGUUCGGGGUUGUAAUGAUACUAUUCAAUACUAUUCAAUCUGAGGGUUGCCAACUUUUAUUACGUGGAGAGAAAUGGAAAGAUGCCAUUAUAACUCUAUAAUUGAGUUUUUUUCUGGAAAGGAUGGGAAUAUCUUUGCCUGGGAGAGUAGGUUUUUAUUUAAGGCAGAUAAGAUGGUUAGAAUUUUGAACUUGCAGUCAAUAGAGUUUCCCUGUCCUUAGCUGCAACUUCUUAGAUGUCUUGGAAGAAGGAAUUGUUUGGGUGGGUGGACUAUUUCUGGCAUUUCUGUCUACAGGGGUAUCACUAGCUCCUGGAUGUUGUUUCUUAUCUCUUUCACCUCUCUGACCUAUUUUCUUGUAUGAUUUUCAUUGUGAUGAAUUUGGCAAUGAUAAAUGAAUGAGUUAAAAUUUAGGCACACAGGAGGUACCUGGCAUUCUCCUUGUUUCAUGGGUGAUGCUUAGGGCAGGCUUCCAUGUCAAAGUUUUGAUUUGUCUUGUUUGCAUUUUGUUCUCAAGUUUUGGGUGGUAAAAGGGUUGACUAUAUUUUACAUGAUUUACCUAUGUGAUGGAUUCCUGUCUUUCUAGAUUCUUUGAGAUGAAUGAUUUCAUAUACUUUUCAGGAGAAGGAGAGAGAGAAGAAACCCAAGAAGGAGAAGAAAGAUAAAGAGAAGAGAGAAGAUAAAGAAAAGAGGGAGAAAGAUAGGAGUGAUGGAAAGCAUAGGGAUAAGAAAGACAAAAAGGAAAAGCAUAGAGAGAAAAAGGAGAAGGAUAGAGAGAAAAGUAGCGCAUCAGAUGAAAAGAGACUUCCGGGGCAAGCUAAGCUUGACAAUGGAGGAGAUAAAGCCUCAGGUGAAAGGAAACUUCCUGGGCAAUCUAAGCAUAUCAAUGGAGAUAAAGCCUUGGAUGGCAGGAAACUUCCAGAGAAAUCUGAGGGUAAUGGUGGAGAGAUUAUUGCUCAGAAGGGUAAGGAAAGGGAUGAGGAGAAGAAUAGCAUCUCUGGUGAGAAGAAAUUUGCUGGGCAAUUUACAGGUUACAAUGGUCAGAAGCUCAUUCAAAUUAACAGCAAUUUAUCUCACCAUACUAAGGAUUCUAAAUUUUUACAAGAGCUGGGAAAAAGAGCCAGAGAUGAAGACAAAAACCAGUUCUUUGAGAAGUUUCCUGGUAAAGAUGCAAAAGGGGAUGAGGGAAUGGUCAGACUGGUGGCGAAAUCCCCUGGCAAUUUGGUUGAUGGAAAAGAAAAGAACAAGAGAGAUGAUGAUGGAAACAUGGAUGGUCAAGGAAUCAGGGAUGAAGCAAGAUUUAAUGGCAGUACUCAGAGCCUUUCUGCAACAUUUCAAGCUAGAUGUGCUGAGACGCCAAGACAACUGGAGAAAGACAUCAAGAAGAUGGAAGGGAAGGAUAAGUCUGAAAAAAAGGAAAGCAAUCAUAAGCGCAAGUAUAAAGAGAAAAAAGGCAAAGAGAAGGAUAAAGUCAAGGAUAAGGAGAAGAAAAGUGAGGAGAAACCAAAGGAGAAAAGUGAGCAUAAGAAGAAAGAGCAAGAUAAAUUGAAGGAAAGUGGUAGGUCUGAUGCUGUAGCUAAUAAUACUGUAAAACCCUCUCAUCUUCCCAAGGAGAUCACUAAUAGUGCUGUUGAUGAAGUAAAUAUCAAGAAACGAAAGGACUCAGACACAAAUGGAUUUUUGCAUGCUAAUGAUAUUAAGCCGGAUAAGUUGCCAAGAUCCGCCUCGUCCUUGCCUCUAUCAGCUGGGAAUGGAAGGAUGUUGGGAACUUGCCAAAAUCCCACUGCAGCUAUGCGAGGUAAGCAGGAGGCUGUCAAUAAUGAUAAGGUGGAUAAUAAAGGACACAAGAUAAAUGGUUUGAUAGAAACUCAAGCUCUGUCGAUCUCCUCAACAACUCAGCCGCCAUCUAUCUCUUUAAUGAAGCCGUUGCAUUCAACUGCACAAACGGAUCAAAUAGCAGAAGUGUCUAAGAAACAACCCCAUCCAGAUUCCAAGUAUCUGCCUUAUGUGCUUACAGUGCCCAAAAUGGAAGAUUGUUCUGAUUUCGAGGACCAAGAAUGGCUAUUUCAGAGCACUGAUUCCCAAGCAAAGAAGCCCAAGGUUGGAUUUUCAGGGGUCGAGGAGAAACCACUGGUGUGGUCAGAAGCUCUACACUUUGAGUGGGCUGAUGUUUAUGCGCUGCCAUACGUGAUUCCCUAUUGAUGAUUUCAGCAAUUGGACAUGGUUGACUAUCCGGAACAAUCUAAUGUGUUGGACCCUCCGUAUAACCACAUCGAGGAGAGGUAUGGCAACAUCUAGGCAUUGGGUUGGUUAUUCGAUUAUCAAGCUGCAUUUUUCUGAUUCCUUAGGACAGUUUAGUCUGCAACUGCCAGGGUAUCGAGGCAGUAGUGAUGCGCAUUCUUUAACUGCCUGAGUUUUGAAAAGGUGGUGAAUGCAAGCUAAUGAUCCCAGACACUUCAUUGCAUGCCGGAGCGAGCACGAAUAGAAAGGUAUUGUUGAUGGGCAGGUUUUUCCUCCUUUCCUCCCGGCACGGUAUCACUAAUUAAUUCAGAAAAAGUAAUUGAGCAGGGUUGCUUGGAAGAGAUGCACAAGCCUGUGCAGUUUUAUUCUAUUUGCCUUUAGCCAAAGCUCUUUCCAGUUGAAAAAUGUAAGAGGAAGUGGCUGUGGUCUUGGCAACUCCACAAAAAUUUUGAUUUGUAACAUACGAGGCUUAAUUUACAGAAAAUAUUAUAUAGAAGAAAAGUAGUGGCAUUCAUUAAUUCACCA
Messenger RNA from Populus euphratica (Euphrates poplar), 3399 nucleotides. Its product is annotated as glutamic acid-rich protein-like. The record is from RefSeq and is a predicted model, not a curated record. Lineage: Eukaryota; Viridiplantae; Streptophyta; Magnoliopsida; Malpighiales; Salicaceae. The transcript has 2 exons. Bases 1234 to 2835 code for a protein of 533 amino acids.